Molecule: messenger RNA, 5148 nt
Organism: Symbiodinium pilosum
Lineage: Eukaryota; Dinophyceae; Suessiales; Symbiodiniaceae
Source: the annotation of a GenBank genome assembly
AUGCAAAAUUUCAUACAGUUCCGCAAUCUCCGCCUGAAUCGCAGUCUGCUGCUGGUUGUUUUUGCACUCAUAAGUGCUGCCUGCAGUUCCGAGGACUCCGUACAGGCUCCGGUUGCGGCAGCGCCCUCUUACAGCGUUGAUAUUCGCUGGACAAGUUACGGGAUCCCUCAUGUCAAAGCUGAAAACUGGCAAAGUCUGGGUUAUGGGUUUGCCUACGCCACAGCAACGGAUGCGGUGUGUGUGAUUGCAAAAGACGUUGCGAUGGUGAACGGCAAUAUGUCCCGGUAUUUUGGGGACAGCGAUGAACAUCUCGCCAGCGAUGUCUUUCACAAAGCCAUCCUCACUGACGCAAAACUUCAGGAUUACCAGGCCGCGCAGACAGAGCGAACCCACGCCUUUAACGAUGGCUAUGUCGCGGGCUACAACCGCUAUCUGCGUGAUCACCAAGGCACUCUGCCUGCCAGUUGUCAGAAUCAGGCCUGGGUACAGAAUAUUUCCCUGCAGGAUAUGCAUCGACUCGCCAUUGGUGUCGGUAUUCGGUAUGGCCUGGGGCGUUUCCAGAAGGAGAUAGCUGGUGCUUCACCGCGCGAUAUGCUGGAUGAGCAAAAACAGGUUGCAACCAAUACGCAAUGGGAAUGGCCGGCGGGUAUCGGUAGUAAUGCGGUCGCGGUGGGCAGUGCAUUGUCGCAAUCAGGACGCGGAAUGCUCCUGGGUAACCCGCAUUAUCCAUGGCAUGGAUCCUCGCGGUUCCACCUUAUACACACCACUAUUCCGGGAGAAGUGGACGUGAUGGGCACGAGUCUGCUCAACACUUCGCGCGUGGCGAUUGGCUUCAAUAAAGACAUUGCCUGGACACACACCGUUUCGACGGCACUGCGUUUUACGCUCUACCAGCUUGAGCUCAAUCCUGAAAAUCCGAUGGAGUACAAGUAUCAGGAUACGUUCAGGCCGAUUCAGGCGCGGACCCUGCAGGUUGCUCAUGUGGAUGCGCAAGGCAACUCGAAAACAAGUGAGCACACGGUCUAUUUUACCCACUAUGGACCGAUGAUCGAAAAUGAGCAAUUCCUCUGGGGUGAGACCCACGCGUACACCCUGCGCGAUGCAGUGUUAGAUAAUUAUCUGACUGCUGAUACCUAUGAUGCGCUUAACAGUGCGGGUUCGACCGCGGAAGUUGAAGCUGCGAUCAGCAAGCAUGGUGUCUAUUGGACCAACACAAUUGCCGCAGAUCGACAGGGGAAUGCGUUCUAUGCUGAUAUCAGUGGAACCCCGAACGUGGAUGCAGACCUCAUUGAAGCCUGCGGUGUCAGUGUUGAAGGUGCGCCAGAGCGUUUGGUUAUCCUUGACGGAUCGAGGCCGGAUUGUGAGUGGAAGAAUGACCCUCGCAGUGCGGUUCCCGGUGCCCUGCCAGCACAGGACAUGCCGCGCAUAACCCGGCAGGACUAUGUCACCAAUUCCAACGACAGCUUCUGGUUAAGUAACCCAACUGCACCGUUGGAAGGUUACUCCCCGAUUAUUGGUUCUGAACGCAGUGCGCGUUCCUUGCGUACCCGUGCAGGCCUCACUCAAAUGGCGGCUAUGGUGGCAGCGGAAAAUAAAAUUGCGCCAGAUGAUCUUAAAAACAUGCUCUACAAUCAUCGAAAUUAUGGCGCCGAGCUGUUGCUGGACGACGUGUUACAGCUAUGCGAUGAGGAUGCAGAGAUCAAGCCUGCUUGCGAUGCCCUGCAGCAGUGGGAUCGAACCAUGAACGUUGAUGCCAGAGGCGGGCACGUCUGGCGUGAGUUCUGGUCGAUUGCUCGCAAUCUCGAGAAUAUCUACGCAACACCUUUUAAUGUGAAUGAUCCGGUGAACACGCCAGCAGGCAUCAAUCUCAGCGAUGCCGAUGUAAGGUCUGCUUUACGAACGGCUCUGGUUACCGCGCAAACGACUCUGCUGGAGGCGAACAUCGCGCCGGAUGCUCGCCUGGGUGAUAUUCAAUACGCACCGCGCAAUGGCAGGAACAUUCCGAUACCCGGCGGACAAGGCUGGGCGGGUAUGUUCAGUAUGAUUAUGGCGGACCUGGAUGCAGAGAAAGGAUACACACCUAUCGUCCAUGGCAACAGUUACAUCCAGGUGGUCAGUUGGGAUGAACAGGGGGCGCUGCAACCGUCAGCGAUGCUGACCUAUUCUCAGUCUCCUGAACCGGAGUCUCCACACUACAGUGAUUUAACGGAGAUCUAUGCCAAGGGAGGCUGGAUUGACCUGCCUUUUACUGAAGCGGAAAUCGAAGCUGAUCCAAAUCUGCUGGGCAUUCUGAUUUGCCUCUGUGUUGGUUCGCUCGCUCAUGCGGAAUCGCGCAAGGUGACGUUACUGUUUACCAAUGAUUUUGAAAGUGCAUAUGAUCCAACAGAUGCUUUCUGGCGUGAAGAUAUAGAGCAUAUUGGUGGUGUAGCUCAGUUAGCGUCCCUGAUUGAACAGGUUCGAGCAGAAGAAGAACUCGUGUUCCUGUUUGAUGCGGGCGAUAUUUUCACCGGCACUCUGGCGAAACUGACGCAUGGGGCCAUCUCCUUCGAGCUGAUGCUGACAAUGGGUUACGAUGCCAUGGUUAUCGGUAACCAUGAAUUUGAGUACGGCUGGGAGCAGUUUGCCAGGGAAAAAAACCGGGUCCCUUUCCCGGUGCUCGGGGCAAACUUGUAUUACCGCGGCACAGAGCAUCCCUACGCUCAGCCCUACGCGAUCAUAGAGCGUCAGGGGGUUCGAAUUGGUGUGAUUGGUAUUCUUGGUCAGGACGCGGCCACAGCACUUAUUCCCUCCAAUAUUGCCGGCCUGGAGGUGCGCGAUCCCGUCGCUACAACGGCUGCCUACGUAGAUCUGUUGCGUGACACAGUCGAUCUGGUUGUUGUGCUCACCCAUCAAGGUAUGACCGCGCCGAUGCAGACUGAUGACGAAGCGGACCAGACCGUGCAACGCGGAAAUGCUGAAAACCUGGCGCUUGCCAAAGCCGUACCGGGCAUUGACGUUAUUUUUGCGGGGCACACGGAUGCUGGAACCCGCGAUCCCAUUGUCGAUCCCCACAACGGUACGAUCAUUAUGCAGACCUAUGGUCAGGGCCAGCAUUUAGGUUUUCUGCAGAUAGAGCUGGAAGAUCAGGUGGCUGCGCCCGGUCAGGUUUUGCGCCACGGUUAUUCAGGCAAAUUGAUCACCGUCGACAGUGAUUCGCUGCCUGCUGAUGUCCGCAUUGCGUCGAAACUCGCGCGUUUCCGUGCUGAAUACCCGGAAAUUUAUGAACAGAUAGGCUUCAGUCGUCAUUAUCUGCCUCGGCGCUACUAUCGGGAAUCUGGCUUAGGUAAUCUGUUUGCAGAUAUUGUGCGUGAGGCCACCGGAGCUGAUAUUGGCCUGAUGCCCUCAGGGGCGCUGCGCAAAGAUCUUCCUGAGGGUGUGAUCCGCCGUGUUGAUUUGUUUGAUGCGUUUCCCUUUGAGGAUCGCGUGGCAAGUGUCACCGUUACCGGGGCACUGCUAACACAGAUUGUUGAGCAGGGGCUCAGUCUUACCCGUGGCAUCCUGCAGGUCUCUGGAAUGACGGUUUGUUACGAUCCAGCGGCGAACGCGUUUGAGCGGAUACACCAGAUUCAUAUACAAGGCAUCGAUGCCGUUGUGUUGGAAGCGGACGACAAUCUCGGCGGCACCUGGUACCGAAAUCGUUAUCCAGGCGCGCGCUUUGAUUCAGAAAGCUAUACGUAUGGUUAUUCUUUUUCCAAGGAAUUGUUGGAUGAGUGGCAUUGGCAGGAGCGGUUCUCUUCCCAGCCGGAAAAUCUGCGAUACCUCAACUACGUCGCCGACAAAUUCAACCUGCGUCGCCAUAUGCGCUUUGACUCUAAAGUGGAAUCAAUGCACUGGGACGAAGAAUCACGGCUCUGGCAUCUGCAGCUUGAGCAAGGUGGACGUUAUACCGCUCGAUUUGUAAUAACCGGGAUUGGUGUUUUGUCGGUGCCUACGCUGCCUCGCUACCCGGGUAUGGACACGUUUUCUGGCGAUGCUUUUCACACGUACUGGUGGCCGAAGGAAGCGGUACCUUUAGCGGGGCGUCGGGUAGGCGUUGUCGGAACAGGGGCGACGGGUAUUCAGGUUAUCAGUGAGAUAGCUGACAAAGUUGGUGAGCUUACCGUUUUUCAGAGGCGACCUAACUGGAGCACUCCGCUGAAUAACUCGCCCAUCUCUAUUGCAGAGAUGGCUGGCAUUCGCGCCCGAUACGACGAAAUUUUUGCCAAUUGCGCAGCCUCGCCAAAUGGUUUUGAACAUGUCCCCGACAGCCGUGGUUUUUAUGCCCUGACGCAUGAACAACGCGUGGCGUUCUGGGAUGAACUCUACGACAAACCGGGUUUUGCCAUUCUUGCAGGCAAUUUUCCGGAGAUCUUUUUUGAUGAAGCGGCCAACCAAGAAAUGUCGGAUUAUGUGGCCAAUCGCAUCCGUCAGAGGGUCAGCAAUCCAGAAGUUGCGGAACAGCUGAUCCCUAAAGAUCAUGGCUUUGGCAUGCAGCGCCUGCCCCUGGAAACCCGCUAUUUUGAAGCCUAUAACCGCGAUAAUGUGUCGUUGGUGAAUAUUUCCGAAACGCCGAUUGAACGUAUGACAGCAACAGGUAUUCAAACCACAGCAGCCCACUUUGAUCUUGACAUGAUUGUCUACGCUACCGGCUUUGACGCCAUCACCGGUGGCUUUGACCGGAUAAACAUCACAGGCGUAGAAAAUCAGACCCUCAAGCAAAAAUGGCGUGAUGGACCAAGUACUUUUCUUGGUGUUCUGACCCAUGAUUUUCCGAACCUGCUGAUGGUGGCAGGUCCGCAGAGUGUCUCUGGGUCUACAAAUUUUCCCCGGGCGAUCGAAGGCGGCGUGAACUGGGUAACGGACCUGCUGAAACACGCUCGUGCUGCGGGACACACACGAAUAGAGGCGCAAUCCGAAGCUGAGCAAGGGUGGGUGGAAGAAGUUGUACGCGCCCACGAGAAGAUGCUGGCAAGGCGCAGCCAAGGUUGGUUUACUGGGUACAAUUCUAAUGUCAGCGGGCACGAAGCGGGCACGGUACGUUAUCAGGCCUACUUCGGUGGUGGCCCCAAAUAUGCCAACAUUCUGGCGCAGUGUGCGGCAGAAGGUUAUCAACAGAUCGAUAUGAGCUAA